AGGAAGGAUUUUCUAUCAUUCCACUUAAUGCACAAAUCUUUUAAGUCUGGUGAUUUAAUCAUAUUAUAGAUUAAAAUAUUAUGGGCACCGCUUUAAAAGGGUUGACGGCAGACUGCGGGAUCACUGGUUGUGGCGGUGGAAGGGGAUAGAAGGUGGGCAGCCACUGUGGCGGGAGAACAUCCUUCGCCGCUGCUAAGGUUCAAGCGUCCCGGAAGCUGGCAAUUAUAGAAGGCAAAUGGAAGAUUUAACAGAUAAAGACCGUUUGAAAAUGGAGAUAGAGCAACUUAAGAAAGAAUUGCCUUUAGAGCGGAUGCUGGUAUCCAAGUGUGCGGAGGAACUGAAGGAUUACAUUGAAUCACAGUCUGCAGAAGACCCUUUGGUAAAGGGGAUCCCAGAGGACAAGAACCCCUUCAAAGAGAAAGGAGGCUGUGUGAUCUCAUAAAUCCGAUAGGACUCCUAUAUACUCAGGUCAUCAGGGUAUUUUCCUACAGCCUAGUCAUUGUUAGUACAAUGAAACCCUGUAGGUGGUAAACCUGAAUGAGGGAAAAGGAAUGGGUACAUUAUCUACAUUGGCACGUAGUCUUUAUUGUUAUUGAAAUUAAAAGGCAUUUCUGCAAUGUUGCAAAUAAAGUUGAAAAUUUGGCAAAUUCAAUCAUGAAUGGUGUUAACAUUUGGAAAACAACAUAUACUUCCGAUACUAACCUGUAAGGGUUAAACCUAUAAAAUCAUAAUUUAAGUUCCUUCACAAAGUAAUAAUAUUUAAAAAUGGCAUUACAAAUGUGUAUAUAUCCUAAAAUAUGUAUAGGAUACAAUAUUAGUGAAACUGUAUUUCCUAUAUCAAAGCCUAUUGAAAAUGCACAAUAUCAAAUGUUUUAUCAUGUAUAGAGUAACAGAGUUACACUGAUGUUUUUAAACAUUUUAAUACAGAAUUUAACACAUCUGGGCUUCAGUUUAAUGCAUUUGUACAAUACAAAUACAGUUAUUUAUACAUUAAAAAUAAAUGCUUGUGAG
This is a messenger RNA of Mobula hypostoma (lesser devil ray), 1011 nucleotides long. RefSeq names its product guanine nucleotide-binding protein G(T) subunit gamma-T1-like. The transcript has 3 exons. Gene Ontology annotation, biological process: G protein-coupled receptor signaling pathway. Gene Ontology annotation, cellular component: heterotrimeric G-protein complex. The coding region runs from base 236 to 442 and encodes 68 amino acids. Gene Ontology annotation, molecular function: G-protein beta-subunit binding. The record is from RefSeq and is a predicted model, not a curated record. NCBI's taxonomy places the organism in Eukaryota, Metazoa, Chordata, Chondrichthyes, Myliobatiformes, Myliobatidae.